AUGAGGAGAAGUGAGGUGCUCGUGGACAAGUCCAUUCUGUGUCUGCAGAAAGCCCUGAUAAACCUUUGGGAGCUAUGGGAAGUCAUUGGGACUCCCGAGGACCAACGGCUACAAAGAACGGAGGUUGUGAAGAAGCACAUCAAGGACCUCCUGGACAUGGAGGAAGGGGAGCCGACCAUCUUGCAGCUAGAAAAGGAUUUGUGGACUCAGGUGAAACUCAUGCGGAAACAGAAGGAGAGAAAACGUGAGCUGAAGCUGUUUCAAGAACAAGAUCAAGAACUGUGUGAAGUCCUCUGCGUGCCACGCUAUGACAUUGACGGUACACGGGUCCCUAGCGUGGAGGAGAUGAGCCAGUUCAGGCAGCAUAUGGCCACCCUGAAGGAGAUGAAGGCCUCUUGGCUCGAGGAGUUCGUCACCCUGAAGAAGCAGAUCAUACUGUGUAUGGAAGAACUGGACCACACCCCAGACACGAGCUUCAAACGAGACGUGGUGUGUGAAGACGAAGAUGCCUUUUGUUUGUCAUUGGACAAUAUCGCAAUGCUACAGAAGUUGCUACAGCAGCUAGACAUGUGGAAGCCACAAAACGAAGCAGUGCGUGAGGGGCCGCGCGCUCAAAUCCAGGAGCUCUGGGACAGGCUGCAAAUACCAGCAGAGGGGAGAGACGCUCUGGCCAUGGUUAUGACUGGGUCGAAGGCCAAGGUCAAGAAAACUGUGCAGUCAGAAGUGGAUCGCUUGGAAGAACUGAAAAAGCAAAACAUGAAGACAUGGAUCGAGGCGAUCCGAGUGGAGCUGGAGAAGUACUGGCACCAGUGUUUCUACAGCCAGGAGCAGAGACAGGCUUUUGUUGUUUACUCUAAUGAAGACUACACAGAAACUCUGCUCCAGCUCCAUGACGCUGAGAUUGUGCGGUUAAAAAGCUACUACGAGCUUCACAGAGAACUCUUCGAAGGUGUGCGGAAGUGGGAAGAGAGCUGGAGGCUCUUCUUAGACUUUGAGAGAAAAGCGUCAGAUCCAAGUUGGUUCACAAACCGAGGAAGAAAUCUUCUAAAAGAGGAAAAGCAACGAGUGAGGCUCCAAAAAACACUCUCUAAGCUGGAAGAGGAACUGAUGGCCCAGAUUGAAACGUAGGAAAAGGAGCAUUCCAAGGCAUUUGUGGUGAAUGGACAGAAAUUCAUGGAGUACGUGGCCGAACAGUGGGAGGUGUACCGCCUAGAGAAAGAGCGCACCAAGCAGGAAAGGCAACUGAAGAACAAGAAGCAGAUGGAGACGGAGAUGCUGUACGGCAGUGUGCCCCGGACACCCAGCAAGCGGCGAGGGCUGCCACCCUCCACACCUGGGAAGGUGUGCUAGCCUGUCCUCACUUCCACCUGCUCAGGGAAGAAACAAACGUGUGCCGCCCUCCAUGGAGCCAACAAGGAGAACCUGGAGCUCAAUGGCAGCUUGCUGAGCAUGAGAACUUUCAAAGGCCUCCAGAUCUGA
Phyllostomus hastatus (greater spear-nosed bat) is the source of this 1479-nucleotide messenger RNA. Its product is annotated as protein regulator of cytokinesis 1-like. Gene Ontology annotation, cellular component: mitotic spindle midzone; spindle; cytoplasm. NCBI's taxonomy places the organism in Eukaryota, Metazoa, Chordata, Mammalia, Chiroptera, Phyllostomidae. The record is from RefSeq and is a predicted model, not a curated record. Gene Ontology annotation, molecular function: microtubule binding. Gene Ontology annotation, biological process: microtubule cytoskeleton organization; mitotic spindle midzone assembly.